AUGACGUUCUCCCAACCGUCCACCAUCAGCCACAAUCCCGAGGCCCGAGCAAGCUCUCGGCUGUACUUGGUCGCUCAUGAAGCUUCGUUGAUUAGGGGUCAUCCCGACUGGGCCAGGAGCGUACAGGUGCCCAGUCCGAGCACGAGUUCGCUCACGACCGACGCCCGUGGACGUACGAGGAUGAUGAGAUGGGAAGCGGGCAGCGGUCCGGGGUUCGAUGAUCGAGAGGGGGAUGUACAACAAGUGAUUUGGAUCGAUCGGUGCGUUGAACUCGUCGCAUUAGCAAGGAGGUGCUCUCCGUUAAGGAGGCUCGGCUUGAAAAACUGACGAAAAAAACUCCUCACUGAAUCAGAUACGACGCCCUCAACCUUCUUUCCUCCCUACCCAUACUAGAACCAACCACCACACCCCUUCUACCCCCGGACCUAGGCUUCGAAGACCUCCCCGAUGAUGCAGAAGAAAUGUUCUAUUUCGAACCCGAGGAGAGGGAGGCCAUUGAGAGGGAGAGGAGGUCGAAGAGGUUAGAGUUGGGCAGGGAGGAGAGGAUCAAGGCAUUGAAGCGGGAGGAAGAGGAGGAGGAGGAGGAGGAAAAUGAAGAUGAGGAAACUGAGGUGUGUUCGUUUAUUGACGGUCGAGCAAACUCUUCCGAGAGCUAACCCUUGUCGGCCCCGAAAACAGCCCUCCGAGAUCCAAUUGGCACUCAUGAAGAAACUACACACCACCCUCUCCAACGCCGCCGACCCUUCUCUACUCGAAAUACGCAUCAUGGCCAACCAUGGACGGGAUCCACGGUUUGACUUUUUGAGAAAGGAAGGGAAAUGGAGUGACGUAUGGGAGAGGAUCAAGAAAGGGGAACCUGUAGGGGAGGAGGCGAGGCGGAACGCCGAGGAGAAUGUGGGGAAUGGGUUGGGUUUGGGUUUGAAUGGGUAUGGGAGUGAUAGUGAGGAGGAGGAAGGCGAUACAGCGGCAGCAGAGGAGGAGGACAAACUGAAGGAUGCUGCGAACGAAGCGUCGAUCCCGACACCAUCGACUGAAGAGGACAAGGACGAACAGGAACGACGGGCAAAGAAGGCCGAGAAGAUUAAGGAGUGGGCAAGAAAGAGGAAGGAAGCAAGGGAAAAAGAAGCGGACAAGACGCAAGACGCUUCAUGA
Microbotryum saponariae is the source of this 1152-nucleotide messenger RNA. NCBI's taxonomy places the organism in Eukaryota, Fungi, Basidiomycota, Microbotryomycetes, Microbotryales, Microbotryaceae. The record is from the annotation of a GenBank genome assembly.